UUUUAAUUCUUAUUUGAAAAAAUUUUAGUCUUGUGCCAUCUUUGACAGACUUAAAUUAAUCUGAGUGAGAUAAUUUGACAGUUUACUAUCAAAUGAACUCAAUGUUUUAGUUUGAACAGUGAAAUUUUAGUCAUGAAAGCUACUGUCGGCAAUUUUACAUUGUGGUACACAUUUCUGUACCUUUUUAACCAUUGUGAGAGUAUUAGUGGUAAUGAAGCUCCGCUGAUUUUCACAGUCGCAUCUGAUGGAGCUAAAGAUGGAUAUCAAAGGUUUUUGCGAUCUGCUGAGCAAUAUGAUCUAGAUGUCGUUACAUUAGGAUUGGGUAAACCAUGGAAAGGCGGUGACAUGAAUUUUCGUGGCGGUGGAUAUAAAGUGAAUUUGCUGAAGGAAGCACUCGUGCCAUAUAAGAACGAUGAGAAUCGUAUUAUAAUGUUUACAGACAGCUACGACGUCAUCUUCCUAGCAACAUGGCCAGACAUCCUUGAAAAGUUCCAAAACUUUAAAGCAAAAGUUGUCUUUGCAGCUGAAAAUUUCUGCUGGCCAGAUGCAGAACUGAAGACAAAAUACCCAGAAGUCGAUGGAGAUGUUCAAAAGUAUCUCAAUUCAGGCAUGUUUAUGGGUUAUGCUGCUAAUAUUUGGAAGAUCCUCGAAUCAGCUAAAAUAAAAGACACCGAAGACGAUCAACUUUUCUACACAAAUGCAUUUUUAGACAUGAAAUUAAGAGAUGAGAAUCAAAUAAAAUUAGAUCACAAGUCGUUGCUAUUCCAAAAUUUAAAUGGCAAUAUCGGCGAUGUUUCCGUAACGAUCAAUAAAGAAGGUGAAACAAAAUUGCUUAAUAAAAAAUAUGGAACUAAUCCGUCAGUUGUGCAUGGAAAUGGACCGAGUAAAUUAAUUUUAAAUAAUUUUGGAAAUUAUAUCGCUGGUGCCUACAUGGAUGGUGAAUGUAUAACAUGUCUCGAGAAUCAUAUACCAGAAAAUGAAAGGCAGUCAUUUAAUGUCCUUAUUGCCUUAUUUAUCGAGAGUCCAACACCAUUUUUGGAAGAAUUUCUUGAUAAAAUCCUUGCACAUAACUAUCCAAAAGAGAAGAUCCACAUUUUCGUCCAUAACCGUGUCGAAUAUCAUUCAGAAUUGGUCAAUAAAUUCCUCGAACAUGCCGGCAAUGAGAAAUACGCAUCAGUAAAAGGAUUGAACUUUAGAGAUGGAAUUAGUGAGGCAACAGCACGUGAGCUUGCUGUCAAUCGAUGCUUAACAAAGAAAUGCGAUUAUCUUUUCGUUGUCGAUUCCGAUGUUCAUCUCGAUAAUCUCGACACAUUGAUUGAACUAAUCAUGUUCAACAGAACCAUUUUGGCACCAAUUAUAACGAGAAUCGGAGGCGUUUGGAGUAAUUUCUGGGGAGCAUUGAGCGAAAAAGGUUUCUAUGCACGAUCAAGUGAUUACAUGUCGAUAGUAAAUAAUGAGAUUCGUGGCAUCUGGAAUGUUCCUUUCAUCUCUUCAUGCUACUUAAUAAAAGCUAAAAUUCUGAAUCAACUUUCAUAUACAAAGGCUGAUGUUGAUGCUGACAUGGCAUUUGCUGAACAUUUAAGAAGUCAAGACAUUUUUAUGUUUGCAUCAAAUUUAAAUGACUAUGGACAUUUAAUCAAUCCAGACACUUUUGACAUUAAAAAGACAAGACCAGAGUUUUAUGAACUUUUCUCAAAUAAAUUUGACUGGGAGAAGCGGUUCAUCCAUGACGAAUAUUGGGCUCAAUUGCUUGAAGAAACAGUUCCAAAGCAGCCAUGUACCGAUGUCUAUUGGUUCCCAAUUGGUAAAGACAUCUUUUCAGACAGCAUGAUUGAUAUUAUGGAAGCAUUUGGCAAAUGGAGUGACGGUACAAAUUCGGAUACAAGAUUACAGGGUGGCUACGAGGCAGUUCCAACUCGCGAUAUUCAUAUGAAUCAAGUUGGCUUGGAAGCAUUGUGGCUUAAAUUUUUACAAUUGUACAUCAAACCAUUGCAAGAGAAAGUUUUCCUUGGAUACUUCCAUGAUCCACCACGAUCAUUGAUGAACUUCGUUGUAAGAUAUCGACCGGAUGAACAACCUUUCUUGCGACCACACCAUGACUCGUCGACAUAUACAAUUAAUAUUGCAUUGAAUCGCGCUGGAAUCGAUUAUGAAGGCGGUGGAGUCAAUUUCUUGAGAUACAACUGUUCAAUACUCAAUCCUGAAAAGGGAUGGCUGUUUAUGCAUCCUGGACGAUUGACACAUUUCCAUGAAGGUCUUCGUGUCACCAAGGGUACUCGUUAUAUAAUGGUCUCAUUUAUUGAUCCAUAAAUGCACUGAAACUUGCCAUAUCGUACACAAAAUUAAUAAAUUUUAAGAAGAUACUUAGACAUGAUAAUAAGAUUGAUUAGUGAUAAAUCAUGUAAAUGCCAAAGUAAAAAGUUUUUAAUUCACAACUCAUAUCAUCUUGAUAUGAAUGAAUGAAUUGCAUUUUUCAAGGUUUGGAAGAUAAAUUUGAAACUUAUUCAGCACAACUUAUCACAAUAAAUUCAGACUUUUUGACAACCAAGCCUUGAUAUUUUUGAAUAAAACCUCCACUAACAUUGAUGGUAUUUGAAUAAAAUUCCUAUUUUAAUUUUUCCACUAACACAUAGGACAAUAGGUUGUGUCGUCGUUGUCAUUAAUUUUAAAUUUAUACUGUAAUAAUUAAAAAGGUACAGAAUAUCAAUAAAGAUUGAUUUAUUUUCAAGAGAA
This is a messenger RNA of Chironomus riparius, 2733 nucleotides long. The record is from the annotation of a GenBank genome assembly. NCBI's taxonomy places the organism in Eukaryota, Metazoa, Arthropoda, Insecta, Diptera, Chironomidae.